This is a messenger RNA of Liolophura sinensis, 3206 nucleotides long. Its product is annotated as porphobilinogen deaminase-like. NCBI's taxonomy places the organism in Eukaryota, Metazoa, Mollusca, Polyplacophora, Chitonida, Chitonidae. The transcript is spliced from 11 exons. Gene Ontology annotation, molecular function: hydroxymethylbilane synthase activity. The record is from RefSeq and is a predicted model, not a curated record. Gene Ontology annotation, biological process: heme biosynthetic process. Gene Ontology annotation, cellular component: cytoplasm. The coding region runs from base 207 to 1346 and encodes 379 amino acids.
AGGGACUGAUUCAGGUGGGAUAAGUCUGGUUACGUCACUUUAGUGGAUUGACAACAGACAAUACUUCUAUUAGAAAGCUUGAGUAUUGUUGAGAAAAAGAUUGAUAGCUGUUCCUGUUUCCACAGCGGUUGAGGCCGGUAGGUGGAGUCCCGAAAACCCGAAGACGGCGAUUUGAUUUAGACAGCGUGAAGUCGAAGGUCCUGAAAAUGUCCUGUAAUGAAAAUCUUGUUCGGGUUGGUACGAGGAAAAGCCCGCUGGCCAUGGUCCAGACCAACACAGUGGUCCAGCGACUUCAGGAUAUUUUCCCAGAUAAAGAGUUUGAGAUCAUUCCCAUGUCAACUACUGGUGAUAAUAUCUUGGACACUGCCCUAGCUAAGAUUGGAGAGAAAAGCUUGUUUACUAAGGAAUUAGAGCUUUGCUUACAAAAAGGAGAAGUUGACUUUGUUGUCCACUCAUUUAAAGAUCUGCCCACGACACUACCCCCUGGUCUGGUCAUUGGAACAGUUUACAAGCGAGACGAUGAACAUGAUGCUGUUGUCAUGCACCCUAAGCACAAGGGUAAAACCUUGGAGACACUACCCAAGGGGAGUGUGGUAGGUACAAGCUCUCUUAGAAGGAUUGCCCAGCUCCAGAGGAAAUUCCCACAUCUCAUCUAUUCAGACAUUAGAGGAAACCUGAACACACGUUUUAAGAAGCUGGACGAAGGAGAUAAGUAUGACUGUAUAGUGCUGGCUGUGGCAGGGCUGGAGAGGAUGGGCUGGAGCCACAGGAUAGACCAGAAAUUACUGCCGAAUACUUGCAUGUAUGCCGUGAGUCAAGGUGCCUUGGCCAUUGAGUGUCGAGGGAAUGAUAAGGCUACCCUGCAGAUGUUGUCCACAUUGUCCGACUAUGAGAGCAGUCUGCGCUGUGUGGCGGAGAGAGCCUUCCUCAAAACACUGGAAGGAGGAUGUAGUGUACCAGUGUGCGUUCACACAGAAAUCUGGAAAAACCAGAUGUAUAUCCGUGGUGGAGUGUUCUCUCUUGACGGCAAGGAAGGUUACGUUGACUCCAACAUGAAGGAUCUUCCCAGUGAUGAUGAACCUCCAAGGAAAAAGCGGGCUAGCAUGAGGGAGGAUGGGUUUUUGUGUGUUGUUCCCACUGGCUAUGACCCAGAAGCAUUCGCACGUGCUGAAGAGGCAGGCAUUGAGCUGGCACAAAAAAUCAUCAAGGCUGGAGGAGGCGAGAUGCUGCAACUAAUUAAGGCCAAAAUGGCUGCUGAUAUAAUAGCUGAGAAGACGAGAAAAGAAGCCUUAAGGAAAGUGGCAGAAGCCAGCACUGUGAAUGUCACUGCUGAUGCGUGUUGUUAGGUAGGAGAGAAGACUGUUACAGGGGUAAACAGACUGUCAAGUCUUGUCACAGAAUCCUGCCCAUAGUGGAGAACUCUUAAAGAGACUGAUGGACAAUUCAUCAAACUUGAUACAUGUGCCUUUGGGCAGGAUCAUCCUUAUUUUUGUUUUUAUUUCCUGAAAGAAAAUUCAAUGCAAUCAAUUUAAAAAGAAUAUAAAGGAAAGUAUCUAUAGAAAUUAAUCUUUAGCUCAGAUGUGAAGAUGCGACUGAGCUUGUCAUAGGAUUUGUGUGGAAUUUGUGGUGUCUAGGACAGACUUUUUUUUCAAGAUUUGUACUUGGCAUUGUCACGAAGUCACAAUCCUAAACCUCAAAAGAAGUGAUCCUUUUAUAUUGCAUAAACUCCAAUCAAAAGUUAAACAUAAUGAUUUAAAUGUGUUGCAGCUAUUGUGUAACACAUGUUAACGACUGUAUCAUUGUUGUCUGUGUCACUAAUGAUAUGUCAUUGUUGUCUGUGUUACCAAUGAUAUGUCAUUGUUGUCUGUGUCACUAAUGAUAUGUCAUUGUUGUCUGUGUUACCAAUGAUAUGUCGUCGUUUGUGUUACAAAUGAUAUGUCAUUGGUGUCAGUGUUAAUGACCGCAUGUAUAUCAUUAAUACCUGUGUUAAUUACCAGAUUGUCAUUGGUAAUGUUAUGACUUUUUCCACGUUUGGGUUAGUAUACAUAAAAGUUUGAAGAGGCUCACGUUCACACAGUUUCCGUGGAUAGUCUUUUGCCUUAAAGCCUACUUCAGACUAUGCUUGAUCAUUGGUGGAAGAGUCAAUAGACCAAGGAUUGCUCACUUACAUGCACAUGUGUCAGUUGGCUGACAUGCAGGGUCACAGUCGGUGGGAUUUACUACAGUCAAUACCUGUCAUAAUAUUUCACAGCACAGAUGUGAAGGGCAUUGUUUUGUAUUGAUUAUUACAUGUUUGUGUGUUGUUAUACUGUAUCAACUGUCAUUGUAACAGUUAAUCAGUUUGUUAAGUUUGUCCGUAUUUUAGUUGUUAGCUGGGUCAUCACCAUUUAUCUAGUGGACCUGAAAUAUUUGAUGGAAAGUUUUCAAGCUGAUAUUUACAUAAAAUUAUGAAAAAAGCACCUUGUGAAUUGCUUGAUUAUGGAUAAACAUAAACAUGGAUUUCACAUGUGAACUUUGGUGUUAGCUGUAAAUCUCAGUGCAGUCAAGCAGCUGGUAGACAGAGGUGUUAUCUCAUUUAUUUAUUCGUUGACUUACAUGACAACUGCCUUUAAAUAUGAGUUGUUCUUUGCCAAGUCUGUAUGGAUCAGCAUUUGGCAUGAAUGUGUGAAAGAGGAGGUAUGAAAUACUCGGCCUAUCCAUCAUAGAAAACAAACAAUUUUUGCUAAGAUCUGCACAUGAUGACCUUGUGACAAAAUUAUAAUUUAGAGAAUCUGUAUAUAUUUUAUACGUAUAUUUUUAUGUGCUUCCAGAAUUAUAGUCCAUUUGCCUUGUGUCAAAAGCAGUUGGUGUUUCAGUACAUAAUCUGCAUAUUUCAGUCAGCAAGGUCGAUACUUGCUACAGGCUUUGAUGGUGGACAUCACUAGCUUCAUUAAAUGAAGAUGGUAUUCUAUGGACAGUUAGUUUUACAGUAUUGGAGAGAUGUUGUCAAUGGAAUGUAUAAUUGUAGCCUUUUCUCAGGAUUCAUAAAAUGUAAAGCCAGCAGUUAUGACUAGCAAAAAGUAAAUGUUGAUAGCGUUGACAGUAAUCAAAUCCAAAAGUAGUCAGUUCAGAAUUUCUCACAGCCAUAUAUGAAAACUUACCUUACAUCAUAUCUGCCUGUGUAAUAAACUUGAUAUUAGUUCAUCCUUUAUCAGUUAAUAUAUAUA